AUGAGCUGUUUUUCCUGUUGCAUGUCACAAGAGAAAAUUGAGAAAAAGGUCUCAAAGAAGAGCAUUCAAGAUCACAAGGACAAUAAAUCAUUAGCAUCGUUUGCUAAUAUCUCCUACAAAUCAGAUAGUAGCAGGAGAAGAUAUAUAACUGAAGAAAUAGAAAAACUUGGAAAGGGGAACAUUUCUGCUCAGAUAUUUACGUUUCAUGAGUUGAGAGUUGCUACUCAAGACUUCAACACCAAGAAUCUGAUAGGUGAAGGUGGUUUUGGGAGGGUGUACAAAGGUCACAUCAAAAGCAAAAAUAUAGAUGUUGCUGUCAAGAAACUUGACAGAAAUGGUUUCCAAGGAAAUCAUGAAUUCCUCGUGGAAGUUCUGAUUUUGAGUCUUCUUCACCACCCUAACCUUGUUAAUUUAGUAGGAUAUUGUUCUGAUGGUGACCAGAGAAUAUUAGUUUACGAGUACAUGGCCAAUGGUUCACUCGAGGAUCAUCUCCUAAGUCCUACUGGCGACAAAACACAUGUUUCUACCAGGGUGAUGGGAACCUAUGGUUAUUGUGCACCCGAGUAUGCAUCCACAGGUAAGUUGACUACAAAGUCAGACGUGUACAGCUUUGGGGUCGUGUUUUUGGAGUUAAUCACAGGUCGGAGAGUCAUUGACAAUUCAAGACCUAGUGAAGAGCAGAACUUAAUUACUUGGGCACAACCUUUGUUCAAAGACAAGAAAAAGUUCCAUUUGAUGGCGGAUCCAUUGCUCGAGGGAAACUACCCAGAAAAGGCGCUCUGUCAAGCUCUUGCAGUUGCGGCUAUGUGUCUCCAAGAAGAAGCUUCUACACGGCCUUUUAUCGGCGACAUUGUAACUGCUCUAGAGUAUUUAUCUGUAGGCAAGAGCCAAGCUGAAGAAGAAGAAGGAUCAUCUGCAGAAAAUACUGGAAAUAAUACACGAGAUGAUAAUUAG
Molecule: messenger RNA, 954 nt
Organism: Fraxinus pennsylvanica
Lineage: Eukaryota; Viridiplantae; Streptophyta; Magnoliopsida; Lamiales; Oleaceae
Source: the annotation of a GenBank genome assembly